CGGCCCGCCGGGGCGGGGCGGGGUCCGGCGGCAGGGCCGGGGGCCGAGGGCGGCCGACGGGGACCCGCCCGGCCGGCUGCCCCAUGCCUUGCCUCGCCCAGCAGCCCGGCCGGCCGGGAGGGAUGCGCUGUGCCUCCCAGCUCCCCUGCACCCUGCCCGUGCCCUGAAGCAGAAAGUUUGGGGGCCGGGGGCUGCCUUCCCUCUCCGGCUGCAAUGACUGUCCCAGGACUCCAGCUGUCAAGCCUCGACCAUGACCUGCCUCUGCUCCCCAGGUCGUAAUGAACUAUUCUAAGCUGUCACCAAGGAUCCCCUUCUUUGCCCCUCCCUCACCCUCUUGUAAAAAGAUUUAUUUUUAAAUUCAAGAAAUUGUGAUCAGCCGAGUCCGCUCCUCGUUAAUAAUUUAGACCCCGGGCCGCGUUUCUGAGUAUAAGAGAGGGUGCGGCCCCCCCGCCCCCCGCCAAGACGGCGCGCUGGAAGGACAGAUUCCCCUUGCCGACUCACAUACACCAUGAAGAGGUGCAAAUCGGACGACCUGCAGCAACAGCAGGGCGAGGAGGAUGGGGCCGGGCUGGAAGAUGCCGCUUGCCACCUGCUGGGCGCGGACCUCCGGCCUGGCGAGGCCACGGGUGCUAACUCUGCCGGCGGGCCAACUUCAGAUGUGGGCGCUGCCGCGGCACCCAACCCGGGUCCCCGAAGCAAGCCUCCUGAUUUAAAGAAAAUCCAGCAGCUCUCAGAGGGCUCCAUGUUCGGCCACGGCCUGAAGCACCUGUUCCAUAGCCGCCGCCGGUCGAGGGAAAGAGAGCACCAGACGUCUCAGGAUUCGCAGCAGCAGCAGGGCAUGUCUGACCAUGACUCCCCGGACGAGAAGGAGCGUUCCCCAGAGAUGCACCGCGUCUCCUACGCCAUGUCUUUGCACGACCUGCCCGCCCGGCCCACCGCCUUCAACCGCGUGCUGCAGCAGAUCCGCUCCCGGCCCUCCAUCAAGCGGGGCGCCAGCCUGCACAGCAGCAGCGGGGGCGGGGGCAGCAGCGGGGGCGGCAGCCGGCGCACCAAGAGCAGCUCCCUGGAGCCCCAGCGUGGCAGCCCCCAUCUGCUGCGCAAGGCCCCCCAGGACAGCAGCCUGGCUGCCAUCCUGCACCAGCACCAGUGCCGCCCCCGCUCCUCCUCCACAACCGACACGGCCCUGCUGCUGGCUGAUGCUAGCAGCGUGCACCUCCUGGCCGAGGAGGCUGAGGGUGUGAGCGACAAGGUUGACAAGGGAGACCUCGUGGCCCUGAGCCUCCCCGGCGGCCCCGGCCAUGGGGACACCGAUGGCCCCAUCAGCCUGGACGUGCCAGACGGGGCCCCAGACCCCCAGCGGACCAAGGCCGCCAUCGACCACCUGCACCAGAAGAUCCUCAAGAUCACUGAGCAGAUCAAGAUCGAGCAGGAGGCCCGGGAUGACAACGUGGCGGAGUACCUGAAGCUGGCCAACAACGCGGACAAACAGCAGGUGUCACGCAUCAAGCAGGUAUUCGAGAAGAAGAACCAGAAGUCGGCCCAGACCAUCGCCCAGCUGCACAAGAAGCUGGAGCACUACCGCCGGCGCCUGAAGGAGAUUGAGCAGAACGGGCCCUCGCGGCAGCCCAAGGACGUGCUGCGGGACAUGCAGCAGGGGCUGAAGGACGUGGGCGCCAACGUGCGCGCGGGCAUCAGCGGCUUUGGGGGUGGCGUGGUGGAGGGCGUCAAGGGCAGCCUCUCAGGCCUCUCGCAGGCCACCCACACCGCCGUGGUGUCCAAGCCCCGGGAGUUUGCCAGCCUCAUCCGCAACAAGUUCGGCAGCGCCGACAACAUUGCCCACCUGAAGGACCCCCUGGAGGAUGGGCCCCCCGAGGAGGCGGCCCGGGCGCUGAGCGGCAGCGCCACGCUCGUGUCGAGCCCCAAGUACGGCAGCGACGACGAGUGCUCAAGCGCCAGUGCCAGUUCGGCAGGGGCGGGCAGCAACUCCGGGGCUGGGCCCGCCGGGGCGCUGGGGAGCCCCAAGUCGAACACACUGUAUGGGGCCCCAGGAAACCUGGACACUCUGCUGGAAGAGCUGCGGGAGAUCAAGGAGGGACAGUCGCACCUGGAGGACUCGAUGGAGGACCUGAAGGCUCAGCUGCAGAGGGACUACACCUACGUGACCCAGUGCCUACAAGAGGAGCGCUACAGGUACGAGCGGCUGGAGGAGCAGCUCAAUGACCUGACCGAGCUUCACCAGAACGAGAUGACCAACCUGAAGCAGGAGCUGGCCAGCAUGGAGGAGAAGGUGGCCUACCAGUCCUACGAGAGGGCUCGGGACAUCCAGGAGGCCGUGGAGUCCUGCCUGACCCGGGUCACCAAGCUGGAGCUGCAGCAGCAGCAGCAGGUGGUGCAGCUGGAGGGCGUGGAGAACGCCAACGCGCGGGCGCUGCUGGGCAAGCUCAUCAACGUGAUCCUGGCCCUCAUGGCCGUGCUGCUGGUCUUCGUCUCCACCGUCGCCAACUUCAUCACGCCCCUCAUGAAGACGCGGCUACGCAUCGCCAGCACCGCCCUCCUGGUCCUCGUGCUCUUCCUCCUCUGGAAGCACCGGGACUCCCUCGCCUACCUCCUGGAGCAGGGGCUGCUGCCCGGCUGAAGGGCCAGCCCGCCCUCCCCACGCUGCCCCGGCCCCCGGGUGGCCACACUUCUCCAGGAGGGACCCUGGGACUCCGAGGCCCUUGGACUUCAUGUGUCUGGGUCGGCCUGUUGCCCAAACUGUCCAUUCCAGCAGCUCCUGCCCCCUUCUCUGUUCUUGCUCCUGCCUGAUGCCUUCUCCCUGUUGGCCUAAAGGGAGCCUCGAGGGCAGCCCUGGCUGGAGACAGUGGGGACAUCUGUGACCAAAUGGAGCAGAGAAGGACACCAGGACGGACUCUUUUGAUUAUUUACAGUUACACAAGGAUUUGUCCCAGCCGACUGGGGACGCCAUGGGUCAGGAAGGCCACUGAGAAUAGCGGCAGGAGAGGGCCAUGGUUCUACCCUCCUAGGGAAAAGCCUACCUGGGAGGCCGCUAGGGUUCCCCCCUGUGGAAAUGGGCACGAGGGCGAGGGGAGGGGCGCCUGCUGGGCCAGAAAGCAGGCUCAGCCUUACCCCUCUCUCCUCCAGAGCCCUUCGGAGGCUGGGUUCUGGGCUGGGCCUCUCUAGGGUCUGAAGGACCCUCUGGAGGCCAGGUGGAACGUGGCUUUGAACUUGUGUUUUCCCUGUUGUUCUUUCUGCCUGUUCCUGGAUCUGCUCUUUUCAGGGAAACAGGUCCCAGGGCCCCUGAGCCUAAGCCCUUAGACGUCUGGGAGCACAUUGGGUUCUAUUUAUUUAUUUAUUUGGUCCUAUGUACCUUACUCCUCCUGAGCUUCAGGGAGAGGGCCCUCCCUGCCCCCCACCCUCUGAAGCCAGGGCUGGUUUUGGCUGUCAGGCCCUCCCCGACCACUUCGCCUCUGAGUAAUCCUGGCUGGGAGAACUGGGCCAAAGCCGCCAACCCCAAAGCAGCCCCUCAGCCAGGGCAGGAGGAGUGGAGCCUCUUUUAUACAUGUGUUUGUUUUGUGCGUGUGUAUUUGUGUGGAGGAGGUCGUUGCUUUAUUUUUUUAAGGCUCUGGAGUGUUGUGUAUGAGUUAUCUGUACAUCCCAGCCUCCCCGUGGGCACUUCCAAGAAGAGAGGGGGUUUCUCAGAAUAAGAGAGAGAAAUCCCCUAGAACAGGGGAGGGAAGUGCCUGUCAGCUAUUGUGGACCAUCCCGAGAAAUAAAUAUCCUCUACAUUUUCAAACCA
Messenger RNA from Manis javanica (Malayan pangolin), 3796 nucleotides. It is a transcript of the gene TMCC2, whose product is annotated as transmembrane and coiled-coil domain family 2. Gene Ontology annotation, biological process: amyloid precursor protein metabolic process. The record is from RefSeq and is a predicted model, not a curated record. NCBI's taxonomy places the organism in Eukaryota, Metazoa, Chordata, Mammalia, Pholidota, Manidae. Gene Ontology annotation, cellular component: endomembrane system.